CUGGACUUUAUACAGGAGGGGAAAAGCCUGACAUCCUGAAAAUGGCAGCUGAGACAUCCACAGGGGUUCCAAAACCAGCCAAACAGUUCGUCGUUAAGGAGGAGGUAAUCGUAGAAAGAAAAUGGUUGAAGCUUGAAGAAACAACUUACACUGAUCCCUUCGGUAAAACCAGAACUUGGGAAACUGUAAAGCGUACUGGCAACAAAAAGGGAGUUACAGCCGAUGGUGUAGCAGUGAUUGCAGUGCUACAGAGAUCUCUGCACUAUGACUGCAUUGUCCUAGUGAAACAGUUCAGGCCCCCAAUCAAUGGCUACUGCUUGGAAUUUCCUGCAGGCCUCAUUGAGGAAAACGAGUCUGCAGAAAGUGCUGCCCUGCGAGAGCUGAAGGAGGAAACUGGGUACAAGGGGGAGGUCAUUGACUGUACUCCAGCUCUGUGCUUGGACCCAGGAAUGUCAAACAGCACAACACACAUCGUGAAUGUCAUCAUUAAUGGAGAUAAGGCUGAGAAUACAAGACCUAAGCAGAAACUUGAUGAUGGAGAAUUUGUGGAAGUUAUUUCCCUUCCAAAGAACGACCUACUGCAAAGAAUUGAUGAGCUAGUAGCACAAGAUCACCUUGCUGUAGAUGCCAGGGUCUACACCUACGCAUUGGCUCUGAAGUGUGCAGCAGAAAAACCUGUCCAAGAUCCUUUCACCAAGUUUUAA
This is a messenger RNA of Acanthisitta chloris (rifleman), 704 nucleotides long. RefSeq names its product nudix (nucleoside diphosphate linked moiety X)-type motif 5 (gene NUDT5). Gene Ontology annotation, cellular component: nucleus. Gene Ontology annotation, biological process: nucleoside phosphate metabolic process; ribose phosphate metabolic process. The transcript is spliced from 9 exons. Lineage: Eukaryota; Metazoa; Chordata; Aves; Passeriformes; Acanthisittidae. Gene Ontology annotation, molecular function: ADP-ribose diphosphatase activity. Bases 42 to 704 code for a protein of 220 amino acids. The record is from RefSeq and is a predicted model, not a curated record.